Molecule: messenger RNA, 492 nt
Organism: Stegodyphus dumicola
Lineage: Eukaryota; Metazoa; Arthropoda; Arachnida; Araneae; Eresidae
Product: toxin CSTX-20-like
Source: RefSeq, a predicted model, not a curated record
AACGGGAAAUGCAUCCUAUAAUCGUUAUUGUACUUAAUCAUGGAAGCAAAUCUUUCAGCUUAUACGCGCGGCAGAAUAGAAGAAAGCUUCAGUCUCUUACGAUAUCAUGAAAGCAGUACUAAUUCUUGCUCUUUUAGGUUGCUUGAUAGCGGUCAGUUUGGCUGCUACAAGAUGUACGAAACAGUCUGACUGCGGGGAAGAUGAAUGUUGUUUGGACACGAUGUUCUUCAAGAGCCCGUUCUGUGAAAAGCGAUACAAAGCUGGACAACGUUGCGUAGCCACUUCUCUUUACAAACCAGAAAAGGAUAUGUUCUACUUCGCUUGUCCUUGCGAAAAAAUGUAUGAAUGUCUGGGCAAAGGCGUAACAGAGAACGGGGUAACAUUCAUGAAGAACCCCAAGUGCAUUAUGCCGACAAUGUAAUAUUUUGUGUACAACAACUGCGUUUGUUUAAAACUGUUUUUACAGAUCAAUAAAAACUUUAUUCUUUUUGA